AUGUCCAACCCCAACCGCAAGCCCACGCAACACGACCUCGUCCUCGCCGCCCAAGAGUUCAACCAGUGGUUGAAAGAGGCAGCAGCCGGUGGGGUCGCAUUUCUAUGCGGUGGCCUCGCACUCUCACUGUACGGAAAUGUGAGACAAACGGAGGAUGCCGACUUGGCUCUCGACCUCUCUCUCACCCACCGGGAUGGAGACCCAAAGAAGCAUUACGACACGAAUCAGCUGAAGGCCCUCGCUGCACACGAUCCCAAGCAUCGCUUCAUCGUCGGGCCCAAAAUCUAUAUCAUCUUGUACGCCAAUGAUGCGGCCAAGAAGCUCUAUGUCCAGGUCGACUUCAUCGACGCCGCCUUAUUCUACAGCCCCUGGGAUCCAGCCCAAAUGAUUGACCACGACCCAAGGCUCCCUGUUCCGUGCCUCACCCUCCCCACCCUCCUCGUGGGGAAGAUCAAGAGCGCGCCCGAGCGGAACCAGCCCAACGAGAAUGAGCGCAUCAUGAAGCAGGCGAACGACAUACAGGAUGCCAAUUUCGCGGUGGGAGAGUGUCUUCAUCGCGAGCUCAUCCUCGUGAAGGCUCAGGUGGAGCAUCUCGGGAGGGAUGAGAAAUUAGUUAUCGCAGUGCUCGAGGACUUCUUCAAGCUCACCACGAAGCUCGAGAAGGAGAGACGCCUGCCCAGCAUGGCUAAGCUCCGCUCGAACUGGGCAGAGAUCGUGCACAAGAGUGGCCUCCCCAAGGCUUACGGCGACGUUGCAACAAAGGUUUAG
This is a messenger RNA of Sparassis crispa, 768 nucleotides long. RefSeq lists its product as hypothetical. The record is from RefSeq and is a predicted model, not a curated record. The transcript is spliced from 2 exons. Bases 1 to 768 code for a protein of 255 amino acids. Lineage: Eukaryota; Fungi; Basidiomycota; Agaricomycetes; Polyporales; Sparassidaceae.